CCAGUCCCAUGGAGAAACACAUCAUGGCUGUAGAAACAGUGGAAGAGAAAACAGAUUUGUCUACGGGGAUUAUUUACCGAAGGAGAAUUGCAACGUGCCAGAAUGUAAUUCCUGAAAUUUUAAGAAAGGUCAGUGUCUUAAAAGUGCCUGACAUCCACUUGGAAGAGGAAUCUUGGCUUAAUAUGCAGAAGAGAAAUAUGGCUAUGAAAACCCACUGUCUUACAUGGACGCAGUACGCAUCCCUGAGCGAGGAGUCUGUCUUCAGAGAGAGCCUGGAGAAUCCAGACUGGACAGACUUCACACAGAAAGGCAGAAUAUCGGUUAUGGGGGCAGGUUUGCUCAACUGUGUGUUGGAAGCUUUUGCUCGAUCAUUUUUAAAACAAGGUGUGAAGAAGGGUAUUAAAAUAAUGGAGACACUUCUUCAGGAGCAGUGUGGGUGACCGUGUGCUUAAUGGGCAGUUGAGAAAAUGUAUUUGCGUAGAGUUUCCUUGGAACCACAUAUCUUUAUUGCCAUUGGAAUUCCAUAGCUGUUGCCUGAACUUUACUGGCACCAUUUUAUGGAGGAAAGAGAGUUUAAUAUGCACAGCUGGAAGAAAAGAUGACUACAGACUGCAAAUCUCCUACAAAAGACUAAGGAAUCAUACUGCUUAUGGGGAUGUUGAUCCUGAAAAUCAGAGGAACAAGUGUAAGCUUGGAAGCAGCAUCUUCCCGUGAGUUGGUGCUGUAAUCUCUAGGGACUAAGAAUUUGGUGAGGGAACACAGAGCAGCAAACCAAGACUGGCCUCGUGGCCAUGAAGACGUCCUUGCCUGGGCACACCGUGGCUGGGUGGCUGCCGGGGGUGCUGGCGGGCACGGUGCUGGCUGGCUCUGUGGGCCGGGGGCUGCAGCCGACAGGCGCUCGGCUCCAGCAGCCCACGGGGGUCGCUGCUCCUGCUGAGCCGCUCGUCACUUCAGUUCCAGUCGCUGUGUUGGAAAUACUUGGUUGUUGUACCCCUGCCAACAUGAUUAUUUUCAGCUGUAACGAUGCGCCUCAGUACAAGUUUUGCAUAUAUUUGAAUUCUUUCGGAAAGUAUUUCUCUCGUAUUGCUUCUGAGUAGGAGAAGAAAUCUGGAAGGGAAUUCAGUGCAAGUAAAGUUCCUGACAAAGAGCAUCUCAUGCUCUUUUCCUCCUUUUAUUCCACACACCAUAUCAGGAUAGUUUUAUUUUAAACUUCUCAUUUAAAAUUUAGAUAAGCACAAACGGUCUUUGAUAGCUGCUGCUGAGUUCGGGUAAUACCGCACUUUGCAGGUGGCCCCGCUGGAGUCAGUGUUUGUUCUUUGUGGAGAUUUGACCCAGUUAUUUGAUUGCCCUAAAGCAAAAUGAUCGCCUUUCUGUUUCUCAGGGUGGGUUGUGUUUUAUUUUCUCAGCUGUGAUGUGGACUCAGUGCCGUGGUCCUGCGUAUUUCGGUACGUAACGGUCUGAGCUGCCCUGGGGAGCUCGGUGGGCGCGUGCUGCCGACAGCCCAGCCACGGCCCGUGGCACACGCCAGCGCUGCGCCCGCCCGCAGCCCCCGCCCGCUGCCAAACGCUGCCCUGCUGUGUGAGGAACGAGCCCCACACGGGCCUUGGGAAGUGACUGCGUUUACUGCUAGUGCAGUGGAACAGAGUAUUUUCCCUUGUCUUUCUUAUUUUGGUUGUUAACCAAGUCUUGUGAAUUUGGGCUUUGAAUACUGAACAGUAAAUAUUUAUGAAAUGUAAUGGCCAAGACUAAAUACAUUCAUUAGCAUGUUUAUUUUUAUUGACUUUGUUGCUUUGUGUGCUUGAGGAAAUUAUGAAAUUAAUUCUAUUUGAACUGCCAUGUACAAUUUUAGGACUAACAUUUUUAUUCUCGCAUCACUCUAGAUUUUGGAAUUAGGAUAGGAAACAUUUGUGUCCUCCCCCACUCCCAGAGUAGAAGUCAUCUAUGAAUGAUGAAAGUCCAGUAAAAUCCAGUCUCUUCUGCAAAGCCUGAGUUACCCAUCUGCUUGCUGGUAGGUGCCAGAAAGAGAAGAGUUAUGACUUCUCCUGGGAGCCUGGUGCUUUUUGUGUGUCUGUAUGUUUCUUGCUGAUGUAUAU
Molecule: messenger RNA, 2093 nt
Organism: Athene cunicularia (burrowing owl)
Lineage: Eukaryota; Metazoa; Chordata; Aves; Strigiformes; Strigidae
Gene: PRELID2
Product: PRELI domain containing 2
Exons: 6
Coding region: 9-440 (143 amino acids)
Biological process (GO): phospholipid transport
Cellular component (GO): mitochondrial intermembrane space
Molecular function (GO): phosphatidic acid transfer activity
Source: RefSeq, a predicted model, not a curated record